UUUUUUUUUUUUCUUUUUCUUACUAUUUUUCCAAUUUCAAUGCCACUUUCCAAUUUUUUUGUAUCAAAGCAUCGAAAGGUAGCUUUUGAAAUUAAUUUUAUUAUACAAGAUAUUACCAAUGUACCUCUUGUUAGUGGAUCAUAUUUUGUUAAAUGGAAAUUACAAAAAGCAAGUCAAUCAACUGGUAUUACGACAAAGGAACAUAUUAAAGAACAUUGUGUAGUAUGGUCUUUUCCUGUGACAACAACAGCAGAAUUAGUUAUUAGUAAACAACAUUUAUUAACACCUUGUGAACUGAAACUGGAAAUAUUUCAACAAGUUGGUGGUAGUAAUGCGAAACAAAUGGGCUCUUUAUCUAUUAACUUAUCUGAAUAUGCUACUUCUGGAUUCAUUACAAAACGUUAUUUAUUGGAAGAAUGUAAAUUCAAUUCUUUCAUCAAAUUGUCAAUUGAAAUGAAACAAAUCACAAACGUUGAUGAACCUUUUUCUGUACCUCCAUUGACUAAACCACCUCGACAAACGGAUAUAUCAGUUAUGAUCUCAAAUACUGCUUCCGAGAAAAAAGAAGAUAGCUCCAUAGCUCAUUCAAUAUCUGGUAGCACAUCGGAGCGUUCCAUGCAACAUCACUCCAAUGGAAUUUUGAAAUCUCAAUCAACUCUAUCACUUCCUCAAUUUUGUAGAAACAAGCCUUUUUUUACUGAUGAUCCUUCCCCUCAAGAUCUUGUUGAACAGCUAUUUACCCCCAAAUCCGAUUUAGAGACCACAUCUUGUUAGUUAGCAUUUUUUUUUUCCCACUCAUUGUAUCUUUUUUUUUUUUUUGUACACAUUCGUACCAACGUACAUAUUUAGUUCAUAGUAACAUACUUAUGUUUUUUUGAUUCAUCCAUUUGUAUAUAUACAACAACCCUUUAUCAUAUCGAAUAAAGAAUAAAACAAAACUAUUAUAUUGUACUAUUUUUGAUCUA
Messenger RNA from Halteromyces radiatus, 965 nucleotides. RefSeq names its product N-terminal C2 in EEIG1 and EHBP1 proteins-domain-containing protein. The record is from RefSeq and is a predicted model, not a curated record. The coding region runs from base 40 to 774 and encodes 244 amino acids. Lineage: Eukaryota; Fungi; Mucoromycota; Mucoromycetes; Mucorales; Cunninghamellaceae. The transcript has 6 exons.